This is a messenger RNA of Zerene cesonia (dogface butterfly), 1509 nucleotides long. It is a transcript of the gene serpin-5, whose product is annotated as serine protease inhibitor 77Ba-like. Gene Ontology annotation, molecular function: serine-type endopeptidase inhibitor activity. The coding region runs from base 65 to 1255 and encodes 396 amino acids. NCBI's taxonomy places the organism in Eukaryota, Metazoa, Arthropoda, Insecta, Lepidoptera, Pieridae. The transcript has a single exon. The record is from RefSeq and is a predicted model, not a curated record.
UGAUAGUGCGAAUUCGUUGAGAAGCCAGUCAUUUCAUUCACGUUGCGGUAGAAGCACGUUCAAAAUGAAAAUAAUAGUGUUUAUGUUAUUUUGCUUGGCGUAUACUUACGCGGACUCGGACUUUAGUGGUAGAGCAAGGAAUUUUAGCAUAGAACUGCUUCAUUAUACACAAUUGGAAUCAGAUGGGCACGUAGUGAUAUCGCCGUUUGGCAUUUGGAGUUUGAUGACUGGUGUCGCCUUAGGAGCCACUGGGAACAGCAGAGCGCAACUCUCUCACGCAUUCUUCCUUCCUAGAAGUCAAAAGACUAUCAUAAGUGGUUAUAAGAACUUGACGUCGAUAGUACUGGAUCCCAAAACGUCAGAUGUUUCCCUAACAAGCAGGAACUUCAUGUUUCUAGACAAGGGAUUCACGAUAUAUCCCGACUUCCGGAAAAUAAUCACCACGGACUUCAACGCUAUGGUGAUUAAUCUGAACUUCACAGAUUCAACGGACGCAGCGCGUGCUGCGAACACCAUCAUAAACGAUUCUGGUGCCACGGUAUCCAACGUGCUAAGAUCAGACGACUUCAUGAAUUCGAGAAUGAUUCUCACCAAUGUCAUCACCUUCAAAGGACUCUGGCAGUCGCCAUUCAACAAGUCGGAAACAACUCUCGAGCCAUUCUACGAUGAGAACAGAAACCAAAUAGGCAAAGUGAAUAUGAUGUAUCAAAGAGGGCAGCUACCUUUCUCCAGCAUACAGUCAUUGCAUUCGCUCGUUAUGGAAUUGCCGUAUGGAAACGACAAUAAAUACUGCAUGUUGAUCAUCCUGCCGCACCUCAAAGUAAAAGUAACAGACGUGUACCAGCAAUUCGAGACGAUCACCUUUAAGGACAUAUUUGACAGACUGCAAUCAGACGUCGAUAGGUUCGGCUUGGAAGAUAUUGAUAUCAAACUGCCAAGGUUUAAGAUAAGUACGAAUGUUGUGCUGAACCGGCCUCUCAACAGCAUGGGGGUGACUGAUAUAUUUGAUCCCACGUUAGCGAGCUUUGAGAAGGUUUCCCGUGAGAGCAUUUACGUUUCAGCGAUCGUGCAUAAAGCGGAUAUAGAGGUCACGGAGUCAGGCACGGUUGCGUCAGCAGCCAGCAGUGCCUUCUUCGCCGAUCGCAUAUCAACACCGACGUUUAAUGCAAACAGACCGUUCAUAUACUUUGUUAUGGAGAAACCAACCGCUACUGUGAUAUUCAGUGGGAUAUAUGCGAAACCAUCUGUGUUCUGAUGUGACUAACGUAAUCGUGGCAGUAUUUUAUGUGAACUAUAAACGAGACGGUAUAGAGUAUCCUAACGUAGCUAAGUCAAUAACAUGUAUUUAUUUAUUCUGGGUUUUUACGUGUGUGUUGAAACUGGUAUCGUGUGUGGUUAAACAAGCUUGGAUCCUUAUUAUUGCUCAUUUAAAUACUUUGAUUUUUCCUCUUUGUGUGAAGUGCUGUAACAUUUUUGUGAAUGCCCGGAAAUAAAGGUUCAUGACAUAAU